UUGUGUUGCCUGGCCAAGCCAGUUAGCGAGUGUCUCUCUUGUUAGCUAUUUAUAAAACCGUGUCGACCGGGCAGGUUUUAAAAGUGUUCUCACACUUGUUGGUGUAUAUUUGAAGACGUGUUAAACACACACCGACUUGUGGUUUUGUUGUCUGUUUAAAAUAAAUAAGGUGAGACUGUCAGAGCAGCGCAGCUAGCUAACGUUAGCCAGGUAACGUUUAGUUAAUGUGUUGCUGUAGAAAUCUCCGGGUUAGCUCGAUCGCUAGCUGAGCAGCGCUUAAACACGGGAGCAGGAAUGAACCAUAAAAGUAAGAAGAGGAUUAAAGAGGCGAAACGGAGCGCCAGACCCGAACUGAAGGACUCAUUAGACUGGAUAAAACACGAUUAUCAUGAGGCUUUCGACCUGUCACACCGCACCGUAAAGGACAACGUGGAGCGCGUGGACACCCGCCACCUCAGUCCCGAAGACUUCAUCCGGCGAUUUGAGCGUCCCUACAAGCCCGUGGUCCUGCUGAACGCGCAGGACAGCUGGCCCGCCCGGGAGAAGUGGACCCUGGAGCGCCUCAAACGCAAAUACCGCAACCAGAAGUUCAAGUGCGGGGAAGACAACGACGGCUACUCGGUGAAGAUGAAGAUGAAGUACUACAUGGAGUACCUGGAGAGCACACGGGACGACAGCCCGCUCUACAUCUUUGACAGCAGCUACGGGGAGCACGCCAAACGGCGGAAGCUGCUGGACGACUACCAGGUGCCCGUCUUCUUCAGGGACGACCUGUUCCAGUUCGCAGGAGAGAAGCGCCGGCCGCCGUACAGGUGGUUUGUGAUGGGCCCGGCCCGCUCCGGCACCGGCAUCCACAUCGACCCGCUGGGCACCAGCGCCUGGAACGCCCUGGUCCAGGGACACAAGAGGUGGUGUCUGUUCCCCACCAACACCCCCCGCGAGCUCAUCAAGGUGGCCAGAGAGGAGGGGGGCAACCAGCAGGACGAGGCUAUCACCUGGUUCAGCGUCAUCUAUCCCAGAACGCAGCAGCCCAACUGGCCGCCCGAGUUCACGCCGCUGGAGAUCCUGCAAAGACCCGGGGAAACCGUCUUUGUGCCUGGCGGGUGGUGGCACGUUGUCCUCAACCUGGACACGACAAUCGCCGUCACUCAGAACUUCGCCAGCACCACCAACUUCCCCAUUGUGUGGCACAAAACUGUCCGAGGGCGACCCAAACUCUCCCGGAAGUGGUACCGUAUCUUGAAGCAGGAGAGGCCCGACCUGGCGGCGCUGGCAGACAAAGUGGACCUUCAGGAGUCGACGGGCAUCGCGUCAGACAGCUCCAGCGACUCUUCGUCUUCAUCUUCCUCCAGCUCGUCUGACUCCGACUCUGAUGCAGCGGAGGGUGACGCAGUGUCCCACCGCAGGAAGAAGAGACGGACCUGCGGCGCGGCGGCCAACGGAGACACCAGCAGCCAGGACGACUGCGUCAGCAAGGAGAGGAGCUCGUCACGGUGACCUCCGACCUGCGGCCGUCUGCAGCUGGUCAACACGCAAACAGCUGCUCCCUGUCUAGGGCUGCAUCCACACCGUUACGUUUUGGUUUCACAUCAAACAUCUUUUGCCCACAUUCACACAGCUCCGGUGUUUCAAAGCCUCUAAACAUCAGGAAACAUUUCUGACACCGUUUGUGGUUUGAAAUCUCCGAGGUUGUGUAGCAGUCUCAGCCGCCGCAAACAAAGACCUCCCUAACUGAUAAGACUGACCGCAGUGUGGUUUCCAAAAGUCUCCAUCUUUGAGCUGUGGCGAUAUGGAAAGAUAUUACUUUAUAUUACGAUAUAAUUGACAAAUACAUCGAGGACAAUUUUGCGGCAUUGUCGGGUUGACUAUUGGUGCUUCCACAAAAUAUUAACACAAUGAGAGUUUUGAUAAUCUCCAAUAACAUGGAUCACGAUGUUAUAAUAUCCAAAAGUUUUCGAGCCCAUAAACCGGAGACAUUUGGAAUCUGCGGGGUUGUGUUGCAGUCUCAAACGGAGACCUUUGGAAGCACCGAUGUAUGUCGGUCAGUCAGUCUUAUCAUCACGAGUGGUCUUGAGAUAUUUGGGUUUGGGCGUGUUAGUUCAAACGGAGAAUAUUUCUGCUACCGUAGCUAAAAACGUCUUGUGUGCACGGAGAUGAUUUUGUGGCUU
Sander lucioperca (pikeperch) is the source of this 2168-nucleotide messenger RNA. It is a transcript of the gene jmjd6, whose product is annotated as jumonji domain containing 6, arginine demethylase and lysine hydroxylase. NCBI's taxonomy places the organism in Eukaryota, Metazoa, Chordata, Actinopteri, Perciformes, Percidae. The coding region runs from base 295 to 1497 and encodes 400 amino acids. The record is from RefSeq and is a predicted model, not a curated record. Gene Ontology annotation, cellular component: nucleus; cytoplasm. The transcript is spliced from 6 exons. Gene Ontology annotation, molecular function: P-TEFb complex binding; histone H4R3 demethylase activity. Gene Ontology annotation, biological process: phagocytosis.